AAUUGAAGCCCAUAGACUAUUAGCGACUUCACUCUUUCUCUUUCUUUCUCUCUCUCUCUCUCUCUCGCUCUUCUAAUUUUGCCCUCAAAACCCUCCAAUUAUUACGAAAACGCCACUGCUCUCUCGUCGGGACUCCGGUGAGGCCGUUUUGGCCGGAAUCUGACAAGGGAUAUGGAUGUAGGAGUUACUACGGCGAAGUCUAUACUUGAGAAGCCUCUGAAGCUUCUCACUGAAGAAGACAUUUCUCAGCUUACUCGCGAAGAUUGCCGCAAAUUCCUCAAAGAGAAAGGAAUGCGCAGGCCUUCGUGGAAUAAAUCUCAGGCGAUCCAGCAAGUUUUAUCUCUUAAAGCUCUCUAUGAACCUGGAGAUGAUUCCGGCGCCGGAAUCCUCCGCAAGAUCCUUGUUUCUCAGCCGCCAAAUCCGCCUCGCGUUACAACAACGUUGAUUGAGCCAAGGAACGAGCUCGAAGCUUGUGGAAGGAUUCCUUUACAGGAAGAUGAUGGUGCGUGCCAUAGAAGGGAUUCUCCAAGAUCAGCUGAGUUUUCUGGUAGUUCUGGUCAGUUUGUUGCGGAUAAAGAUAGCCACAAGACUGUUUCUGUUUCCCCCAGAAGCCCAGCUGAAACAAAUGCGGUGGUUGGGCAAAUGACGAUAUUUUAUAGUGGCAAAGUGAAUGUAUAUGAUGGAGUACCACCUGAAAAGGCCCGGUCUAUCAUGCAUUUUGCAGCCAAUCCAAUUGAUUUGCCUGAAAAUGGUAUUUUUGCUUCUAGUAGAAUGAUUUCGAAACCCAUGAGUAAAGAGAAGAUGGUGGAGCUUCCCCAAUAUGGACUUGAAAAGGCACCUGCUUCUCGUGAUUCUGAUGUUGAGGGUCAGGCGAACAGAAAAGUAUCGUUGCAAAGAUAUCUUGAAAAGCGGAAAGACAGAAGAUUUUCUAAGACCAAGAAGGCUCCAGGAGUUGCGUCCUCUAGCUUGGAGAUGUUUCUGAAUCGUCAGCCACGGAUGAACGCUGCAUAUUCACAAAACCUUAGUGGCACAGGGCAUUGCGAGUCACCUGAAAAUCAAACAAAAAGUCCCAAUAUCUCAGUUGAUCUAAACAGUGAUCUAAACAGCGAAGGUAUGAACAAGCAUUUGUCAAAUGGUUCCAAUGAUCUCCCUUAAAACUCUCAUUCGCUUUUUUAUAGAUAAUUAACAAGGUGCCAAAAGAACUGGAGAUGGUACUACGGGUCAAAAGGCGGGAAGAACAAUUUCAUGUUCUUAUAACAUGUUAGCCAUGUACAAAAAGAAAGAAAGCAAACAAUGAAUGUUCUCGUUCAUUGUGGAAGAAACAUGGGUUAAAGAUUUGAGCUGGAUCAGUGCGGGUCUUGUAUGGUUUUGUUUUUUUUACGGGUUGCGUCCAUCUUUUUUGGUCUGUAGUUUUGAGUAGGUUAGAGAGACGCGAGAGAGAGAGAGAGGAUGUGGCGGUUUGUAUUAUGUAAAUGCUUGUCUUAUAAUGAGAGAGACCUUAUUGAUGAUACCAAUCUUUGAGGUCCAAGUAACACAACUUCUUUGUGAUUGAUAUGUAUGAGAUAAUUAAUUUGUCUAUUUUCAUGGCAUGAUGUAUGUGAUAUGUCUGAGAUUUGCAACAUUCUUCUAUAAAGUUGAGAAAUAAGGGUAGUUUAGUCUUUUUAA
This is a messenger RNA of Arabidopsis thaliana (thale cress), 1665 nucleotides long. Its product is annotated as TIFY domain/Divergent CCT motif family protein. The record is from RefSeq and is marked reviewed. Gene Ontology annotation, cellular component: nucleus. The coding region runs from base 172 to 1155 and encodes 327 amino acids. The transcript has 8 exons. NCBI's taxonomy places the organism in Eukaryota, Viridiplantae, Streptophyta, Magnoliopsida, Brassicales, Brassicaceae.